AUGGGGGUGACGGUGGGGACCUCAGACUUCCACACCUUUCUAAAGCUGGCCCUGACCAAGAACCCGCGCAAGAGACCAACAGCGGAAAAACUCCUGCAGCACCCCUUCAUGACUCAGCUGCUGACCCGGACCCAGGUCAUCGAGCUGCUGGACACGGCCAGUAACCCUGACCUCAGCGCAGGGCUCCACAUGGACGACAGUGACCUGGACACGUGCGACGCCUUCCCAGAUAAGAUCAUGUCUCUUGGGAAGCACAUGAGUGUGGCGAGGACUCCGUCCGAAGAUCAGUUCAACCAGGUGAAGUUCUGCCCCCCCCUGAGGAAGGAGACGGAUCCCUACCCUGACCUGGGCUCCUGCGACGACUGGGGUAUCAUGGGAGUCGAGCACAGCACUCCGAGCCUGCUGGAGUGCGUGGAGGAGGCGCUGAUGGAGAGGAGCCUGACUAUCAAGAGAGCGCCAUCUGCUGGGCAGACGUCCGACGAGGAGACGGAGAAAUUCGGCACGGUGAAGAGGGCAGGAGGGGUCAGCCCCUCGUCCACCAGCGCCGCCGCCUCCCAGCCCGCUCCGGGCUCCAGCGCUGACAACGGGGCAGGGGGCGCUGUCGGCGAGGCGAGGGGCGGCGGGGGCAUGAGCAGGAAGGGCCGCUUCACAUCUCAGUACAUUUGUCAGUACGGGGACCAGUGA
Lepisosteus oculatus (spotted gar) is the source of this 684-nucleotide messenger RNA. NCBI's taxonomy places the organism in Eukaryota, Metazoa, Chordata, Actinopteri, Semionotiformes, Lepisosteidae. The record is from RefSeq and is a predicted model, not a curated record.